AUGGCGUCGCAGCUCGGCAAAAAUAACUACAGGCUCCGCUUCGCUGAGCAUCCUGGUUGGCCGACCGAUUUCGUGUGGAAGGGUGCCAUGGCGACUAUUGACCAAUCUAAGGGGCAGUCUGUGUGGGGCGCCGUGCUUAAAAUCAACGAAAGUGAUCUUCCGCGGUUGUAUGAGCAAGAAACAGUAAACCAAGGGUUUUACCGUUGCCUGGAUCCUGUCACUAUCACGCCCCUAGAACAGGCUCAAGAUGUUCUCCAGUGCUUUACUCUGCAAAUGGUGGAUCCUAUCUUCGACAAGAAACCGUCACCUCACUACCUGAAAGUUAUCCUCGCUGGAGCAAGACAGAAACGUCUACCAGGCGACUAUCAAAAAUACCUGGCUGAUAUAGAUCAUAACGGUUACGACGGAUCUCUGCCAUUAUUCGAUAAGAUCAUGACGAAUGUUCAUCUCGAACAUUGAAUUAAGUACUAAUACUUUGAAUAUGAGUGAAUUAAGCACUGUGGACUCCAACACUUAAAAGUCUGGGCCAUUCACAUUGUAAUCGAGUCCCCUCUACUGCAGUCUUUGACGUAUUCCCGGAGUUUACACCUUGUUUUCAAGUUCCUCUUGCAGAAAAGUAAAGAUGUCUAAAUGUGGACUGUGGUCAGUGAAAGCUUGCAUCCAGUUAAUGGCACGGCCGUUCAUUUCACCAAGAUACCCAUUCAGUUCAUGGGAAACUCGAGAAGGAACAUGAGAACAAUGAACUGUCGUUGGCUAAUGCCAAAGUAGUUGUCAGUACUCUGUGCUACUCGGUAGAAUCACUUUUCUUGUGGUCAACUUAAUAAACCAGCGUCGUCUCAAAUAACGCCAAUUCUGGGUGUUUUUAGAUAUUUUAAAAAUGCUGUUUUAAAUAUGUAAGUUUAUUUAAGUCCUGAACAUUUAACUCGACGAGCAAGCUUUAUAAUCUGCCAGGGCGCAUAUCGUCAGCCGUAAAAACUCUUUGUCAACAUUACCUUUUUGUG
This is a messenger RNA of Acanthaster planci (crown-of-thorns starfish), 1001 nucleotides long. Its product is annotated as gamma-glutamylcyclotransferase-like. The record is from RefSeq and is a predicted model, not a curated record. Gene Ontology annotation, molecular function: gamma-glutamylcyclotransferase activity. NCBI's taxonomy places the organism in Eukaryota, Metazoa, Echinodermata, Asteroidea, Valvatida, Acanthasteridae.